Messenger RNA from Rattus norvegicus (Norway rat), 2533 nucleotides. NCBI's taxonomy places the organism in Eukaryota, Metazoa, Chordata, Mammalia, Rodentia, Muridae. The record is from RefSeq and is a predicted model, not a curated record.
GGAACGCCUCUUUGGUGGGCGGAGAACUCAGUAGACGGCCGCCGAUUGGCUCCGCGUAUGGAGGGCGGAGCCUGAGCGCGGAGAGAGGGAAUUACCGUGAGCCGGUGAGUGGAAGCAACCUUCUCCUCCCCGGCAGGCGCCUUCCCGACGCCGGAGUCCGGAGGUGAGCGAGUCCAGCCCGGACCCAGGGAUUGCUUCUCACGGUGGGCUGCUCACCAGCCUCGGAGCCCACGGGGGCCCGCCCCCUCAUCGAGCACGUGACACAAGUUCCGUAACCCCUGACCUCCCCACUCGACCCCACGCCCUCUGGAUCUGGGUUGGAGGUAGGUGGGUGGGAAGAAUGCGCAACCUAGAAGCCCUUGGAAGUCGGUUCCCACGCCUCCUGGUCAGGAGGACUUGGAACUGAGGUUGUGCAGGACAGGAGACUAAGGAGUGGGAGACCUUGGUCACAGACUGGAUUUUGUGAGGUCUCAACAGGGGAACAUAAUAGAGAAACUCCCUUCUGACUUUCCACUUGAGCAAGACUGAAUGCUACCAUUUUACAGAUGGGAAAACUGAAGCAUACUCAUUCAGUGCAAGUGUGAAUGGGGGCAUAGUGUGUGCUGAUCCUGCUGGAGGCUUGGGAUGCACAGUUCCACUGGAGCCAUGUCAGAAAGAGAAGAGAGGCGGUUUGUGGAGAUCCCUCGGGAGUCAGUCCGGCUCAUGGCAGAGAGCACCGGGCUGGAGCUGAGUGACGAAGUGGCCGCUCUGCUUGCUGAAGAUGUGUGCUACCGUCUCAGAGAGGCCACCCAGAACAGCUCUCAGUUCAUGAAACACACCAAACGAAGGAAGCUGACAGUGGAGGACUUCAACAGGGCUCUCAGGUGGAGCAGUGUGGAGGCUGUGUGUGGCUAUGGGUCCCAGGAGGUGUUGCCCUUGCGCCCUGCAAGGGAGGGGGAACUCUACUUUCCAGAGGAUCGAGAAGUGAACCUGGUGGAGCUGGCACUGGCCACUAACAUCCCCAAGGGCUGUGCAGAGACAGCCGUCAGAGUUCAUGUCUCCUAUCUGGAUGGCAAGGGAAAUCUGGCACCUCAGGGAUCAGUGCCCAGUGCAGUGUCUUCACUGACAGAUGACCUGCUCAAAUACUACCAGCAAGUGACACGGGCUGUGCUGGGCGAUGAUCCACAGCUGAUGAAGGUUGCCCUCCAGGACCUGCAGACAAACUCCAAGAUUGCAGCACUCCUGCCUUACUUUGUUUAUGUGGUCAGUGGGGUAAAAUCUGUAAGCCACGACCUGGAGCAGCUGCACCGACUACUGCAGGUAGCACGGAGCCUGAUACGGAACCCACACCUCUGCUUGGGGCCCUAUGUCCGAUCUCUGGUGGGCAGCGUGCUUUACUGUGUCUUGGAGCCACUGGCUGCCUCCAUCAACCCUUUGAAUGACCACUGGACUCUGCGAGAUGGGGCUGCCCUCCUACUCAGCCACAUCUUCUGGACUCAUGGAGACCUUGUAAGUGGCCUCUAUCAGCAGAUUCUGCUCUCCCUGCAGAAGGUCCUGACAGACCCUGUACGGCCUCUCUGUUCUCACUAUGGGGCAGUGGUAGGGCUGCAUGCUCUAGGCUGGAAGGCAGUGGAGCGAGUCCUCUACCCACAUCUGCCUACUUACUGGACAAACUUGCAGGCUGUGCUGGAUGACUAUUCCGUAUCUAAUGCCCAGGUCAAAGCAGAUGGGCACAAAGUAUAUGGAGCUAUUCUGGUAGCCGUAGAGCGACUACUUAAGAUGAAAGCCCAGGCAGCAGAACCCAACCGCGGUGGCCUUGGCGGGAGAGGGUACCGUCCUGCGGAGGACCUGCCUUGGGACAGCCUUCUCUUACAAGAGUCUCCCCCUGGGGGCGGUUCCGAACCAGGUUUUGGGUCUGGCCUCCUGCUGCCGUCAGGGGUUGCGGGAUCAGAGGAUCCUUCUUCCUUGACCCUAGCAGACAUCUACCGUGAACUAUACUCCUUCUUUGGUGACAGCCUGGCCACCCGCUUCGGCACUGGCCAGCCUGCUCCCACGGCCCCACGACCGCCCGGAGACAAGAAGGAGCCUGCAACUACCCCGGAUUCAGUGCGGAAAAUGCCGCAGCUGACUGCCAGCGCCGUGGUCAGCCCUCAGGGUGACGAAAGCCCAUGCGGUGGAACCCUCGCCGCCGCCAACGCCACCUCGGAGAGCAGGCCGCUACCUCGUGUACACCGGGCGCGAGGCGCUCCUCGUCAGCAGGGUCCCGGCGCGGGAACGCGAGACGUCUUCCAGAAGAGCCGCUUCGCGCCCCGCGGCGCCCCUCACUUCCGGUUUAUAAUCGCAGGGCGUCAGGCCGGGCGGCGCUGCCGCGGGCGCCUCUUUCAAACUGCUUUCCCUGCACCGUAUGGGCCCAGUCCCGCGUCCCGCUACGUGCAGAAGUUGCCCAUGAUCGGCCGUACUGGCCGCCCGGCCCGCCGCUGGGCGCUCUCAGACUAUUCGCUGUACCUGCCGCUAUGAGGCUGCUAAGCCUCCGAGAAUAAACCCGCACCCGGAA